AUGAUUUUGGGUUUGGAUAAAAGUAAUCUAGAAAGUUUAACAUUCUACGCAGUACGUAAACCAGAAAAAUUAGAUAAAUCAGUUCGAUAUAUGGCUGAAAAAGUGGAACGAUAUUUAUCACAUAGUAAUAGACAAUAUGUGAUAUUAGGUGUGAAAGCAAUGACUGAAAUAAUGAAAUCAUGUUGUGAACAACUUAAUUCUUUUGUUGAUCAUUAUUUGGCUGCCUUAAGACUAGUUUUAGAAGAAAGAAAUGAUUUAGAAUUAACAGAACAAGCUGUCUUAUCGUUUGAAUCAUUUUGUAAAAUUCCAGAAGAAGCUCCAAGUUAUCAACGAAAUUAUGAUUUUUUUUUUGAUCGAUUUACAGAAUUAUGUCAUAAUAAUAAUGAUAAAACUAGAACAAAAUUUCGUUGUCUGGGUUUACGUGGUCAUCAUGCUCUUAUUCUUAAAACAGCUAAUGAUGAAUUACAAACUGAUGUUUGGAAACAUAUGGAUAAAAUAGUACCAUCAAUUAUUUAUAAUAUGGAUGUUAAAAAUUUUAGACCAGAAGAUAAUCUUAGUCAAAAUCGUACAACGGAUCAAAUUGAAUUAGUUGAUAAUGAUGAUCCAUCCAUUUUAGCCGAAAAUGUUCUAAAAGAUUUAUUUGAUCGAGCACAUUUAAACAAUAUUAAGGCAUGUGUGCAACCUAUUCUCAUUCAUUUAGAUAACCACAUGAAAUGGAUUCCUGUAGAUUUUCCAAAAUAUAUUUUUUCCAAAAUAAUGAGAACAAUUAAACAUCAUAAUGGCUAUUUGGUAAUCGAAUUAUUACUCGCUCACUUAGAAACACAUCUUGAACGUCAAGAAACAGCUGAUAUUAAAUCAAGUAUUAUGAAUGUUAUUCAAGAUUGUAUGAUAUUUACUGCUGAGAGUACAGGAGCCGGUUCUACGAUGUUUACUGGUAUCCAACGUUUAUUAAAUUUUUUAAAGAAAUCAUUUGAAAUAGAACGUGAACAUGGCUCACACGCUAUCAGUGAAGAACAAAAAUUUCAGACAGCUAUCAUCAAUGGUAUUGGUGAUUUUACUCAAAAGUUACCAGAUUUUCAAAUGAUAGAAGUAAUGCAAUUUAUUAUUACGUCACUACCAAAUUUCGAUCAAGAAAGACACGAAACACCAGAUUCAAGUUUCUGUGAAAACUUCGAUGGAAUUUUUUGUGGUCCUCGAAAAGUGAGAAAACGUGCCUCACCCACUCUUGAGUCAACGACUCAGUUAGCAAGUAGUCAAUCACGCAUUUUUUUGCUCCAAGUUAUGCAGAAUCAUGUACUCUAUCUAUUGGUUGCUGCCACAUAUCAUUUAACUCAUCGUCUCGAAACAUCAAUUCAGACAACAUUUCCACGCCAACUAUUUGAUCCUCUAUUGAAAAUGAUGAAUUCAACUGAGCCAGAAGUACGUUUAAAUGUUAUUGAAAUAUUACAAUCAUUUGUGGAUAGAAGAAAUUAUUCGAAUAAAAUACGAAGGAUACGAUUGAUCAGAAAUAUCUCACAAUUAGAAUUACCAACAGAAACAAAAUCAUAUCGAUUAUUUGAUCUUUCAUUUAUGAAGAAGUUUGGUCCUCAAUUUUUAUCUCAAUUAUAUAAGUGUAUAUUAUACGAGAAUAAUAAUGUCGAUUUAUUCCAUGCCAUUUAUUGUCUAAUCAAUUUGAUUACAUUGGAAGCAGAAAAUAAAGACGUAUUCGUAGACUUUAUACACUUUUGUUUGGAAGUACAGUCUACAGUAAUAAAAAUAUCUGAAACAUCAUCAACAACCCAAGGCAGAAGAUUAUCAACAUUCAAUCAAAACUGUAUUCAUGCACUUAUAGCCGCUUAUUUUAAUCUAAUAUCAAAAUUAAAUGAUAUUACACAAUUUUAUAAUUAUGUUGAUGAAGUUGUUCGUGCUCGUGAACAUCGUGCUCCUUAUCUAUUACCACCUAUGGCAUUUAAUUAUAAUGAUACAACAAAAUCUUUAUCAUCAUUAUAUUAUCGUCUCAGCAUUAUACAAUAA
Didymodactylos carnosus is the source of this 2013-nucleotide messenger RNA. NCBI's taxonomy places the organism in Eukaryota, Metazoa, Rotifera, Eurotatoria, Philodinida, Philodinidae. The record is from the annotation of a GenBank genome assembly.